CCUGUGUUCCAUCCACUUUCAACUGCACGUCCACGCCACAGCACAGUACGCACACCACGCGGGCGUAGAUAGGGAUGUCGUGGGAGGAGCCCGGCAGCCCGCAGCUGAGCCUGAGCGGCUUCAGCUCCCUCCCCUCCAUCUCCAGCACCGCCGUUCGGCCGGCCCGCCUGCCCUCCCUCUCCCUCAGCAUCGGCACCGGCGGGGAGGACCAGCACCUGGCCGUCAGCAGCGACGACGGCCAGAAGAGCGUCCGGGCGAUGAAGAACAGGGAGUCGGCUCUGCGGUCCAGGGCCAGGAAGAGGGCCUACACGCAGGAGCUCGAGAAGGAGGUCCGCCGGCUCGUCGAGGACAACCUCAAACUCAAGAGACAGUGCAAGCAGCUUCAAUCUGAGAUUGCUGCACUCAACGCCCAGCAGCCAAGCAACAAGCAGGGCAGCCCACACAGGAGAACUUCUUCAACUCAGUUCUAGCAACGCUGCAUCAGGGAUGCUGGAUGCAGGAGGGUUAAUUUUCAUCUACUACGAUCUGAUUAGCACUGGUAGUUGGUUUGGCUUCAAUUAAUUAACUCAGCUGCCCGAUCGAAAUGCCAUCGCGCGGGCUUGCUUGCCUCGGCUGAUCCAUUUCAUCUCAUGUGAAUUUCUCUGCAUGUAUUGUUGUGCGCACUAAUCAGCCUGGAUGCCCGGACCAGAGAGCACAUGCAACCUGCCCGCGAUUAAUUGUGUGGCAGAAUACCUUUAUUAAUAAUAAUGCUGAAUCGCGAUUCAAUUUU
This is a messenger RNA of Hordeum vulgare subsp. vulgare (domesticated barley), 769 nucleotides long. Its product is annotated as ABSCISIC ACID-INSENSITIVE 5-like protein 2. Gene Ontology annotation, cellular component: nucleus. The transcript is spliced from 2 exons. The record is from RefSeq and is a predicted model, not a curated record. NCBI's taxonomy places the organism in Eukaryota, Viridiplantae, Streptophyta, Magnoliopsida, Poales, Poaceae. Gene Ontology annotation, biological process: positive regulation of DNA-templated transcription. Gene Ontology annotation, molecular function: DNA-binding transcription factor activity. The coding region runs from base 75 to 470 and encodes 131 amino acids.